Hippopotamus amphibius kiboko is the source of this 1942-nucleotide messenger RNA. It is a transcript of the gene RFC5, whose product is annotated as replication factor C subunit 5. The coding region runs from base 119 to 1144 and encodes 341 amino acids. Gene Ontology annotation, cellular component: nucleus; DNA replication factor C complex. Gene Ontology annotation, biological process: DNA-templated DNA replication; DNA repair. Lineage: Eukaryota; Metazoa; Chordata; Mammalia; Artiodactyla; Hippopotamidae. The record is from RefSeq and is a predicted model, not a curated record. Gene Ontology annotation, molecular function: DNA clamp loader activity; ATP binding; DNA binding. The transcript has 11 exons.
UUUGCGCGCGAACUCUAAGUGCGAGGGUCCUGGGGUCGGGUUGCGGCAGGUCGCGGUGCAGGCCCUUGGCGGGGGGUGCGUGAAGCCCACCGGGCCCGGACACUUUCCUCACACCGUCAUGGAGACCUCAGCGCACAAGCAGCAGCAGCAGCAGCCCGAGGCGAGCAAGAUCAGGAACCUGCCCUGGGUUGAAAAAUACCGGCCUCAGACACUAGAUGAUCUUAUUUCUCAUCAGGACAUCUUGAGUACCAUUCAGAAGUUUAUCAGUGAGGACCGGCUCCCGCACCUGCUUCUCUAUGGUCCUCCAGGGACAGGAAAGACAUCCACCAUCCUGGCCUGUGCUAAACAGCUGUACAAAGAUAAGGAGUUCGGCUCCAUGGUCUUGGAGCUGAAUGCUUCAGAUGACCGAGGAAUAGAUAUCGUUCGGGGACCAAUCUUGAGCUUUGCUAGCACAAGGACGAUAUUUAAGAAAGGCUUUAAGCUAGUGAUCUUGGAUGAAGCUGAUGCCAUGACUCAGGAUGCCCAGAACGCCUUACGGAGGGUGAUUGAAAAAUUUACUGAAAAUACCAGAUUUUGCCUCAUCUGUAACUAUCUGUCAAAGAUCAUCCCCGCCUUGCAGUCGCGGUGUACAAGGUUCCGAUUCGGUCCCCUGACUCCUGAACUCAUGGUUCCCCGCCUGGAACAUGUCGCAGGAGAAGAGAAAGUUGACAUAAGUGAAGACGGGAUGAAAGCGCUUGUAACUCUUUCCAGUGGAGACAUGCGAAGGGCUCUGAACAUCUUGCAGAGCACCAACAUGGCCUUUGGGAAGGUGACAGAGGAGACCGUCUACACCUGCACGGGGCACCCGCUCAAGUCAGACAUCGCCAACAUUCUGGACUGGAUGUUGAAUCAAGACUUCACCACGGCCUACAGGAAUAUCAUGGAGUUGAAGACUCUGAAGGGGUUGGCAUUACAUGACAUCCUGACAGAGAUACACCUGUUCGUGCACAGAGUUGACUUUCCAUCUUCAGUUCGAAUACAUUUAUUGACCAAAAUGGCAGACAUCGAGUACAGACUGUCUGUCGGCACCAAUGAGAAGAUUCAGCUGAGUUCCCUCAUUGCUGCCUUUCAAGUCACCAGAGACCUGAUUGUCACAGAGGCCUAGAUGCCGAUGACCACUCGCCGCCAAUUCUCAGGCCCAGGAGUGACUGGAGAGCAGGGGACUCAGUCACAAAGGAACUGCUGCCUGGGCCGGGGGACGAAGCUGCAGUCACCCCCAGUUUUGGAAAGUUGUUCCAGGCAUGGGUGGGCAGUCGUUUACAAAGGACCGUGUUUGUGGCUGUUUGGAGCAGAGAUGUACAAAGCAGUUUUAAUGUACAACUAAAUAACUCUUACUGUACUGCCCAUUUGUGUUUUAUAAGGGGGAAAAAGCAAAACCCUUUUUAGCUUUAAGGCUUUUACCCUUCAGUUGCUUAGAUGACAGGAAACUAGCCUACCCGAUUUGGACCAUCAGGCUUUCAAAUCUAAUAUGGUCUAAGUGUCUUCCAGCUCAAGGUAAAAAGAACGUGUCCAGAAUUAAGUUUGUAAAUCUAAUCUGUGGCGCUACUUUAAGUAUUAAUGGGUUUCUGACCCGAACUACUAUACUCUUAUAAAAUGGACUCAAUUUUCUUACUUUAAAAACUGGCCCUUUUUUUUCUCCUCUUGAAGUAGAAGGGUAGCUAGCAGGUUCCUAGUUGUGGUGUGGACAGUAGAGAAAACAUUCAUUUUAAACGCCACUGGGAACAGAGUUCACUUGACACUGACUUGUUUAACCCACAUGAGACUAAGCCUGACUCUAAACCUGGAAGUGCUAAAAGGAUUGGGACUCUUCAUAUUUAUUCUAAAUGCAAUGCAGUUUAUCUGCAAGCUUUUGUGCUGCCUCUGUGCUAGCGUUCUGCACAAUAAAAAAAAAAAAAGCAGCUUG